This is a messenger RNA of Aspergillus heteromorphus CBS 117.55, 840 nucleotides long. RefSeq lists its product as uncharacterized. NCBI's taxonomy places the organism in Eukaryota, Fungi, Ascomycota, Eurotiomycetes, Eurotiales, Aspergillaceae. Bases 206 to 595 code for a protein of 129 amino acids. The transcript has a single exon. The record is from RefSeq and is a predicted model, not a curated record.
GUUGAACCCGGGGUGUUCCCGUUGGGGCAAACAAACAGGACGGAUUCCAGCAAUGGUACGUACAUACAUACAACUACCCAGUGCGAGGUCCCUCACGUCACUACUUGCAGUGAGACCGUGCAGUGCUUACAGCAGACGAACCGAGCAGACCGGACCCCAAACCCUCGAGAUCUGCUGCCUCGGACCAGGCGAAAUAACCAUCAACAUGACAGCGAGGGUCGCUCGAGAGUUGCAGGUCAACAUUCUCACGCGGAUAGGGUUCCACGCCCUGCAAGGCAUCUUGAGCGUAGAAAGCGGCGAGUCCACAACAUUCUACGAUUCCUCGGACGGCACGCCGUACGCAGUGCGCGAUGUAGUGCAUCUCAGGGUAUGGAGGAAGGGCCAGGGAAAAAGUACGAAACAUACCUUCCAUAUCGCCACGGAUGAGAGCGUGGGGCUGCAGUCCGGAUGCCAUGCGAUUCUGGGCGGGGAUUGCGUGGUGGGGUAUGUGAGGGAGGAUGGCGAUCUGCCGGUCGCGGUGACACAGCUUUCGAAGCAGAGUAAAGGUCAGUCGAUGUCGGUGGGUUUGAUCUGGGAGGGAAGAUCGCAGGGCUGAUUGCGGGCAGAUGACAAGGCGAAGCUGGAGCAGGAGAGGAGGGAGAAGCAGGCUAGGUUGGCGCAGAAGGAGAAAGAGAGACGCGAUCGGGAGAGGCAACUGGCUGCACAGAGAAGAUAGAUCGCCAGAUAGGUAGCGAUGCGCUGCUGAUCGAGGGUGUAUUGGACCAAGGAUAUUAUUGAUUGGAACGAGGGCUUGCCCUUGGCAUGAUAACGGAACAAGAUUUAGCCCUUAACUCCUGAUAA